This is a messenger RNA of Cuculus canorus (common cuckoo), 7580 nucleotides long. It is a transcript of the gene ZNF319, whose product is annotated as zinc finger protein 319. Gene Ontology annotation, biological process: regulation of transcription by RNA polymerase II. Gene Ontology annotation, molecular function: DNA-binding transcription factor activity, RNA polymerase II-specific; RNA polymerase II transcription regulatory region sequence-specific DNA binding. Gene Ontology annotation, cellular component: nucleus. Lineage: Eukaryota; Metazoa; Chordata; Aves; Cuculiformes; Cuculidae. The transcript has 2 exons. The record is from RefSeq and is a predicted model, not a curated record. Bases 669 to 2330 code for a protein of 553 amino acids.
GCCUCCUCCGCCGCUGCCGCCGCUCCGCGCCGCUCCUCCCGCGGCCUCGCCCGGGACCGGCCUGCCCGCCUCCUCCUCCUCUCCCGUUCCCGCCGCUCGGGGGCCGCCGCCGCCCUUUGUGUGGGGCCUGGGCGGGCGGGAAGGCCGCGGGGCGGCGCCAUGGGCAGCGGCGGGCCGGGGGGCGGCCGCGGCGGGAGCCCCGGGCGGGCCGGCUCCGCACUUUGAGAAGACUUGCCCGUGCGAGGCCGCCGCCCCCCGGCACCCCCGGGAUGCGCUAGGGCUGGCGGCGCCGCCGCGGCGCGCGGGGACCGAGAGUGCUGCUCCCUGGGUUGCUUCCCUUGCCCUUUCCAAAUGUGAACACGUCACAGCUGGCACAAAGGGCCUCCUCUUGUCUUCAAGGCACUUCUUUUCUUAUCCAAAAAAGAAAAAGCCAAACCGAACCAGACCACGAAGAACUUGUGCUGAUCUAAGGAGAAGACUGUGGAGUCUCAGUCACCCCUUUGCCUCCCAGGAUCCUGACUGUCGGCUGGAUUUUCUGUCCUCCACUUCAGGGGAUAAGCUACGGGGAAUAAGAAUCUUGGAUACUUUGGAUUUUUGUUUUUACUUGAACCCUUUCAGCGAAGAAGCUGAAGUUGUCACUGCUAAAAUCCCAGUUUUUUUUCACAAGCAUGUCAGAAAGCUGGCAGCAACAACAGCAGCAACCGCAACAGCCGCCGCCGCCGCAGCAACACCACACUGGGGCAGCCACCCUCCCAGAGCACUCCAUCCCACCCAGCACUGCUGACAACCCCUUGGGCUGUGCCGUCUAUGGUAUCCUGCUCCAGACGGACCCGAGUCUGCAGCACCACCAGCACGCUUCCAUCCAGGCUGGAGAGCUGUCUCACAAAUGCGGUGUGUGUGGCCACGACCUCGCUCACCUCCCCAACCCCCAUGAGCACCAGUGCUUGCCAGGCCAUGACCGCUCUUUCCAGUGUACCCAGUGCCUGAAGAUCUUCCACCAGGCCACGGACCUCCUUGAACACCAGUGCAUCCAAGUGGAGCAGAAGCCCUUUGUGUGCGGUGUCUGCAAGAUGGGCUUCUCUCUCCUGACCUCGCUGGCGCAGCACCACAAUGUCCACAAUGGCAAUGCCAUGAAGUGCUCUAUCUGUGAGAAGACCUACAAGCCUCCCGAGGCAGAGCAUUCACAGCCUCUCGACCCCUCAGAGAAGCCCUACAGCUGUUCCAUAUGUCAGAAAACCUUCAAGCACCUCUCGGAGCUGUCCCGGCAUGAGCGCAUCCACACGGGUGAGAAACCGUACAAGUGCACACUAUGCGACAAGAGCUUCAGCCAGUCAUCCCACCUAGUGCACCACAAACGGACGCACAGCUCAGAGCGGCCCUACAAGUGCACAGUGUGUGAGAAGACCUUCAAGCACCGCUCCCACCUGGUACGCCACAUGUACGCGCACUCAGGAGAGCAUCUCUUUAAAUGCAAUGUCUGUGAGCUGCACUUCAAGGAGUCAUCAGAGCUGCUGCAGCACCCCUGCACGCCCAGCGGGGAACGGCCCUUCCGCUGCGGUGAGUGCCAGAAGGCCUUCAAGCGUCCCUCGGACCUGCGGCAGCACGAGCGCACGCACAGCGAGGAGCGGCCCUUCAAGUGUGACCUCUGCCAGAUGAGCUUCAAGCAGCAGUAUGCGCUCAUGCGCCAUCGCCGCACGCAUAAGGCCGAGGAGCCCUUUAAGUGCAACCUGUGCGAGAAGGGCUUCGUGCAGCCCUCACACUUGGUUUACCACCAGCACGUGCACGGCAUAGAAAACCUCUUCAAGUGCAACGUGUGCCAGAAGGGCUUCAACCAGUCCUCAGAGCUGCUGCGGCACAAAUGCAUGCAGAACGCGGAGCGGCCCUUCAAGUGUGCGGUGUGCAACAAGUCCUACAAGCGGGCGUCCGCUCUGCAAAAGCACCAGCUGGCCCACUGCGCCGAGAAGCCGCUCAAGUGCACGCUUUGCGAGAGACGUUUCUUCUCCUCCUCCGAGUUCGUGCAGCACCGCUGUGACCCGGCCCGUGAGAAGCCCCUCAAGUGCCCUGACUGUGAAAAGCGGUUCAAGUACGCCUCGGACCUGCAGCGCCACCGGCGCGUGCACACGGGCGAGAAGCCCUACAAGUGCCCCUCCUGUGAGAAGGCCUUCAAGCAGCGCGAGCACCUCAACAAGCACCACAGCGUGCAUGCCCGGGAGCAGCAGUACAAGUGCAUGUGGUGCGGGGAGCGGUUCCUGGACUUGGGCCUGUUGCAGGAGCACAGUGUCCAGCACACGGCCGAGGGCGCCUACCAGGUGGCUGCCUGCUUGCCGUGAGCCUCCCGCCCCAUGGUGGCUUUCAGCUUGCAUGUGAUGCUCCUGAACCUCGGCCUCCCCUUCCCUCUCCUCAGUUGUAGACAGCCUCCAGGGAGUUUGGGGGAAAAGGGAGGUACGGUGGGCAGGCAGGUAAACUUUCCUCUGGCCUCUGCAAUUGAUACGCCACCUGUAUCGCAGGGGUGAUGGACGACGUGAAAAGCUCAAAGGGGUAGAGAGGAAAGGAGAGAGGUGGGGAGCGGAAACAAUGCCUGUAGUUACCUGGCAUCCCCUGGACUGUAGCUCAUGCUGUAGCUGCGGUUCCAGUGCUGGGAGCUCAGCUGCCCACUGCAGGCACCAGCCCUUCGUGUGUAGGCUCUUUCCCCUGCCCAGCCUGCUGGGAUCAGCAGGGACGGCUGGGUAACUCCUCCUGGAGAGGGCUUGGGAGCAAGGCAGAACCAGCCCUCUGUUCUCCCAGGUUGUGCUGCUUGGCCAGGAAGUAGCAGGUUUCCGCUGCUGGGGUCUCCCAACUUCCUUGGUCCAAGCUCAGUUGAGAGGACCAUUUCAGAUCGUUAGUGUUGAUUGGCUGCCCCAACCUUCCCUGCUCUCCCUCUUUCUGGAGUAUAGAAAGGGAAAAGCCAUGGGGCUGCACAGCUCCAAAAAGCACUUUUGGCAUUGCUGCUUUUGCAGUCACUAGUUGUCACGCUCUGCAAGAGUUCUGAGCGAGCCUGCCCACCCCCAGUCCCUGCCAGCAGCAUGUGCUGCGCCGCUACCGGAGUGUGUGGCGAGGAGAGCCUCCAUGCCCUUCUCCAGGUGAGAGCCUGGUGUUUAAGAGCUGCUUCCUGAGGGACCUAGCUCUCCUGCCAAGGCUUACCAGCUCCCAGGUCUGUUCCCUCUGCACCGCUUGGGCCAUUAGCAUUCCUUUGGGGGGUCAGGCAAAGGGCCACCCCAGCAAUCUGAACACUAAAGGGUGAGGCAAACACUACUAAUGACCUACAGCUUCAGAGAUGUUACCAUCACCAAUGGUAACCCAGGAGAACCCUUCCUGGCCUGCAGGCUCGGCUCUGAGGGGAGGUGAAGGUUAGCAGUGGCUAAAGGAGGAGUAUAUUUUUUUUCCCCUCUUGCGGGAGUCCUGUUUUACCCCUUUACUCUUUCUUUACCUCUUCUGUAUUUUUCAGGUUUUGCACAGUACUUGUAAACAUCACUUAAAAAUAAAUUUCCCCUAGCAAGGUCAAUGUAGCCUCAGGUGUUUUCCUCUGCAGGAUUUUGUUGGCUUCUCAUGACCGAGAGACUCAUUCCCUGCCAGUUAGAUGCCUUGGAGGUUGAAGGUGUGCUUCAACUAGGUUGCCCAGCAGCCUUCCCCUAUCUGUCUGUGGAGGUAUUAAAAUGUUACAUAUCCAUUUGUGGGGAUAUUCAAGCCCUGACUGGACGCGGUCCUGGACAGCCUGCUGUAGCUCUCCUUGCUCAAGCAGGGGGUUCAACUCGAUCUCCAGAGGUCCCUGCCAGCCUCAGCCCUUCUGUGAUCUUGGCUCGCCCUUGGAUGAGGUAGGAGUAUGGUGACGAGCUCUAAUUAGUGAACAGCAGCCAGUAAGUCGCCCGUGUGCUGCACGGGUGGUUAGGACAAGUUUAAUAAACUUUGUACAUGGCACAUACGGACAAAUUAGCAGAGGGUUGGGCUGUGCUUGCUUUGCUGAUAAGGGUUGCUCAUCAAAAAAGGUGGAGAAAGGUUUUCAUUUCCAUUUCCAGCAUGAUGAGGGGGAACUGUGUGAAUUUUUGGGGGCUGGGACAGUUGAGUGAUAGGUCUGACCCUGGGGCUGAGUCUUCUUGGUGCACAGCUUUAAGGAGGUUAAAGCAGACAUUGCUCUCUGCUGCCCAAGGAGGAGGAACUGAUGGUUAUCUUACUUCAUGCUGCCUCAAAGAUGUAGAACUUCCUACUGAGGUUUCUGUCCGUGUUUCUUUUUCCUUUUUUUUUUCUUUUUGCCUUUUUUUAAAGCAGUUUGUUAAUAUUCAUUAAAAAAUACUCUGUAGUUUAACUUGAUGUCAUAUUGGAUUUUUUUUUAAAAAAAAAGGAUGUGAUAACUUGGAAUUUUAAAGAGCUCUUUGGUUCUAGGUAGCUGGGGUUUUUUUUUCUUUUUAAUGUGUAGUAAGUUCGGUGUAUGCUUUACUGUAGGAGUAAAAAUGAGGAGUAAGACCAAGGAAGGCUAAUCCUAUCUUUACAGAAGGGCUUGGUGGUUACACAGGCUGUGAGCAGGGGACUUUGGCCAGCUGGGUUAGCCUUAGGCCACAGGCUCCUCUUUUCUGAAGUAGCCCAGCACAGCUGCUGCAGGUCCCACAGCGCCAGGGGUUCAGCAGCACGGCAGAGGCAGUCAGGAUCAGUGCCCGCUUCUAGGAGCUUGCAGAGGGGCUCAUCUUUAUUAAGAGGAGGGCAUGAAAUGGAGGCUGCUGGAGCCUCUGGGGGACUUUUUUGGGCUGUAUUUCUUUCCGGGGCAGCUGCUGGCUACGGAAGGGGGUUGGCAAAUGGUUGUCAUGGCCCUUGGAUGGCUGUGCCCUGCUCUCUGUCCUCCUCAGGGGCCUGAGGGGCUGUACAGCCUCGGGUGCUUGGUGCAGAACAGGAUGGUGGUGGGUCCCAACACAGCUUCACACCACACACUGGCCACGGAGCUGCCAGAUACUGUCCCCUUGGUACCAGCUGGGCACAGGGACUGUUUGGGGCCAUUUCCCUCAUGCUAAGCAGCUGGGAAAGCCCUGAGUGUCCCAGCAAGAAGCUCCAGCUCUGCUUAGGAUGUAGAAACAGUCAGGCAAUACCCUGGGUGGAGAGACAACCGUCAAGGCAGUGUGCUUGGGGCGCACUGAGAGGGGAAGCUGUGCAGACCUCAGUGAGGACAAGCCCAAGUUGCCAGCCGAUGCCUGCGAGUAGGUGCCUUCAGGUUCAAAAACAUCUUGGUACAGUCUUAGACCAUCAUUAAGGAGGACUGGCCAUAGGUCUCUUCAUCUUGGCUUGUGCCGCUAGACCUCAGUGCUGGUGGCUGGAAGGCCUGUGCGGAGCAGGCGGCUGGGUGGCUGAGUCUUGAGUGUGUUUUUGUAGGGAGAUUGUCUAGGAAGUGGCUUUGUUGCGUACAGGCAACCUAGAGGAGCAGGUCGAUCUCUGUUGCUGCGCCUUUGGGUCAUGUUUUGUACUGUGAGGUGAGAGGUGAUGGAAAUAGCAGGAGGCAGGUGAGUGUCAGGAAUGUGGUGCUGGGUGAGGAGGCAGGGCUUGGCCUGGGGGCCUUGAUGUCCCCUGAGCACCACACUGUGAAGGGCACUCUGCGAACUCCUGGUGUUUCCUUCUCAAACCAAAGAGCAGUUGUGGCCAAAGCCUCUUGGAAGUAAAGUGUGUUCUUACUCUGUACCUGUGCUGCACUUCGCUUCUGACGUUAACUUCAAGAGACUUUCAGGCUUCUUGGUGCUGCCUCUGCUUGGCCUCUCCCAUCACUCAUUCCCCCAUGGUGCCCGAGAGGGUCACUGUGCUGGAGCUUGUGUUGUGUUGGCUCUGUGGCAAGUCCUUGUGCAUGUCUUCAAGACUCAUUUACCAGACUGGCUGGGGAUGGUGCCUCCCAAAGGGUUGUUCUCUCUGGCAGCUGCUUGAACAUAGGAUGUGGCUGGGGAGGCAGCAAGGAGGGUUAGGCUGAGUGAAGUUGGUGUGGGUGUUGUCCAGAAGAAAUCCUGUUCUCUAGGCUGCUGUUCCUCUGGCUCCCUCGGUCCAGGAAGAAAGCAAUCUGUUUUCUGGGCUUUUUUCGCAUUUCACUUCUGCUUACCUGCAGGAUGCCUUUAUGUGUGUGUCAGCCCCUCCUCCUCUGCAGCUCUUUUGCUCAUAGUUUCGGAAGACCUUCUAGGCUUUUUUUGCCCUCUGUUCAAUUCUUUAUUUGUAAGUAAUGGUUUGGUUUUCAGUCCUUUUUCCAUUUUGAUUGCGAAUUCUCUACUUCACGCCAAUGGAAUGCCUCUUCCAGGCUGGAUCUAGGUGAUACUGAGCCACUGAUGAUGAGGUCAGGUGGUUGGGACCUGAAUCUUGCUGGAAUCUAGCGUGCUUCUGGUCCUUUUGCCUGUGGGUUGUCCACUUUGCUGAGCACAGGCAAUACCUGUAGCCAGACAGGUUGGCUUGGCUGUGUCGUGCCUGUGGUACAGCUGGCUCUGGCAAGCAAGUCCGAGCCAGAACCAGGAGCCAGAGCAGAGCUGUAGGAAAUGGCCACUGUGGUGAGAGAGGCCAUUUUCUUGGUGAGUCUCUUUGCCACUUCUCCACAGCUGAGGGUUAAGUCCGUGAAGGGCUGUCAGACGUUUCUGGGGAGAAGUCAUGGCACUGCGGUGGGGUUGGACCCCUUGGUUCUCCUGGAAUGCCUGUGGAGCGGCUGUGUGCAUCAGGCAGGUGGCUGAGCUGAAUUAACCAUGGCACGGACACCCCUGGGACCACAGGUAUGCCCGGAUGGCCUGGCCAGCUCUCCAGGGAGCAGAUGUCAUCCCCGCGGCCUGGGUGGGAGGACAUACAUGCUCUGGUCUUGGGGCCCACACACUGGAGUGGAGAGGGGGAAAUCGUCCUCUGACAGUGGUUUAGCGCCAUCGCUGGAUGUUCAAGCCUGGCCUUGCACUGUUAGGAGGGAGGAGAGCACUUUCUACGCUUCCUUUGAGUAUUUACCAUCAAGUCCAGGCUGCAGCCAGAGCCUGGCUAUUAAUAAUAAGCAAAAAAAUCCUUGUUUUUCAGAGUUUGACUCUUCCUCUAUUGGGUGGCAAGUUCACCUGAGGGAAGGUUCCUGCAUACGCAGGUGUAAAUGCUGAGAUGCAAUAAUGGCAGGUUGGGGAGGUCUGGAGAGGGUGGGUGUCCUCCAGGCCUGGGUGAACCUGUCUUCUCCCCAGCUGCUGGGCUCCCUCUGUGGCAUCUCCCAGCAGCAGCCACUGUCCAUUCUGGAUGUGGAGAUGCUGCUCUUGCAGAAUGCUCGGGGUGCUCAAUGGGGAGAGCAGGACCACAAGUGGGGGCUGGACCAUGGUCUUGUCUCUGAAUGCCUCUGAGCUAUGGAUCCGAGGGAAUGACAUGGCUGGUGAAGUUCUCGGACUCCUCCUAGCCUGCACUCACACCUCUGGCAGAGUUUCCAGGGCCAUGGGAAAUUGUGGCUGAGGAUAAUGAGGUUUGUGUGGCUUGCAGUGCCUUUAACACUGCUCUCCAUGUGUUUCUAAGAUGAUACUCCAUGUAUGUGUGUAUAUAUAUUGUAUUAACACAUCCCGCUCUUCUGUGUGAGUGUCAAAUUG